AUGGGUGGCAAGAGCGACUUCAAGGUCGUGAUUGGCGGCGGCAGCAUCUCGGGCCUGACGCUGGCCAACAUGCUGCAGAUGCACGACAUUGACUUUGUCCUGCUGGAGGCGUACCCGAACAUUGCGCCGCAGGUGGGAGCGAGCAUCGGCAUCCUGCCGCACGGCAACCGGAUAAUGGACCAGUUGGGGCUGUACGGCAACAUCACGGCGCUCUGCCCGCCGCUGGACUCGUUUCACUUCCGCGACAAGACCGGGCACAUCAUCAGCGAGUUUUACGGCAUGAACCACUCCAUGUGCGAGCGGCACGGCUACUCAAUUAACUUUCUCGACCGCCAGCAGGUCCUGCAGGUGCUCUACGACAACAUCAAGGACAAGACCAAGGUGCUCACGAACAAGCGGGUCAAGAACGUGGACGUCAGCGACGACGGUGUCUCCGUCCGGACCGAGGAUGGCUCAACGUACCACGGCGACAUGUUGAUCGGCGCCGACGGCAUUCACAGCACCGUCCGGUCGGAAAUGUGGCGGAUCGCCGAUGCGCAGCUGCCGGGAUGGAUUCCGUCUGACGAGAAAACAUCCGUGCCCGUCGACACACUCUGCAUCUUUGGCAUCUCCAAGCCCUGCGAAGGCAUCGACCCGGGGGCUUCCAACUCGGUCUUCCGGAAACACCAGUCUUACAUCGUCAACGGUGGUCCCGAAGGCCGGGUCUACUGGUUCUACUUUGAAAAGCUGCCCAAGUGCGUCUACGGCAACGGCAUCCCGACGUACACGAAAGAGGACGAGAUUAGGCUGCUGGCGAUGCACGAAAACGACCCGAUCACGCCGACGCUCCGGUUCAAAACGCUGCUGGACCGCCGCAUUACGUCUGUCAUGGUGCCGCUGCAGGAAUACAUCUUCCGCAAGUGGUACUACAAGCGAAUCUUUACGCUUGGCGAUUCUGCCCACAAGUUCAACCCGAUCUCGGGCCACGGUGGCAACGCGUGCAUCGAGUCGGCGGCGACACUGGUCAACAACCUGCUGCCGGUGCUAGACGCGGCCAGACGCCGGGGACGGAAGCCGACAGUGGGCGAGCUCGGUCAUGUAUUUUCACAGACGCAGACGAUCCGGCAGGACCGGGCACGGCUGCUGAAAGAGCACUCGCACGACCAGCAGCGGAUGGAGGCACUAGACUCGCCGCUGCACGAGCUGGCGGCCUUUUACCUCGUCCCCCUGAUGGACAAUGAGGAUAUCACGUUCAAGUUCUCCGGCAACAUGCCGCUGGCCGAGAAGCUGCACACGGUGCCGAUCCGACCAGUGCCACGGCUGGUGCCCUACAAGGACGAGCUGCUGAGCACGCCACAGCCUCGGGGCGCGGCCACCAAGUGGACGCUCAUCGCCUUUUACCUGGCGAUUGCCGGCCUGGUGCACUACGGCAUGUGGACACGGUCGGCCUCGUACGGGCUGGACCGACAUCUGGGCGCGAUCUUGACGACGGGCCACUUUGUGCCGGACCCGGACUUUGUGCUGAAGCGGACGUACGUCGGCAUCCGGGCGAUCGACGACUAUCUGGUCUUUUUGGCGGCCAUCUUCAUCACGGGCGUCAACGGGUGGGACCGCACGUUUGGCAUGCUGCAGCUCUACUUUCUCGGCAUGCUGGUGCAGCCGAUCGCGAUCUACACGGUCGAGGCUUUCCGGCGCCGCAACAAGGUGACGCCACUGGCGCUGAUGACCGUCUGGAUGACGCUGGUGCAGGCGGCCGGCGUGGGCAUCUACAUGCCCAUCUACUACGCCAUCUACACGUUCGUGUCCGAGCCGGAGCCAUACUGGUGGCCGUUCAGCCGCGAGGUCAAGGUCCAGCACGCCCGCUCGCUCAUGGCCGCCCUCCUGCUCGGCUACGUCCUGCCGACCGUGCUCAUGUUCGUCCCCUGGGGCUCGCCCGAGACCGUCCAGAACUUCGAGGCCCUCUGGCAGGUCGGUCCCAUGCUCGUGCCGCUGCUCACCAGCCUCUUCGGCUGGUGGUACGCCCGCACCCACAACCUCAAGGCCGUCGCGCCCACGGCCCGCCAGGUCUUCCCCGACUUCAACGCUCUGCAGCAGGUCUACGUUGUCAGCGGCGUGCUCGGUGUGCUGCUGCACAUCUACUGCCUCGUCCGCAUCAGCUCAUCGCCCGACCUCUCCUUUACGGCCGUCUUCUGGCCCGACCUCUCCGCUCAGCCCAAGGAGCUCGGCGAGGGCCUCACCGCCCUGUUCCUGACCGACUUCUGGGGCUUCGUCGUCGCCUCGUGGGCCUGGCUCAUCAUGGCUGUCUGGGACGUCCGCCGGAUGGGCCGCUCGACUGUCGACGUCACCAAAGCCGCCGUGCUCAUCACCCUCGGCCACGUCUUUGUCGGCCCAGGCGCCACCAUGUCGGCUGUCUGGUACUGGCGAGAAGCAGCCAUGGCCAAGACCACCUUUGCCGAUAUGUAG
Messenger RNA from Grosmannia clavigera kw1407, 2442 nucleotides. Its product is annotated as FAD-binding domain containing protein. The transcript has 3 exons. The record is from RefSeq and is a predicted model, not a curated record. Gene Ontology annotation, molecular function: FAD binding. NCBI's taxonomy places the organism in Eukaryota, Fungi, Ascomycota, Sordariomycetes, Ophiostomatales, Ophiostomataceae. Bases 1 to 2442 code for a protein of 813 amino acids.